UCCCACCCGCGGCCGCCAGGGAACUCGCCCAGCCCCGGGUUCUGCUCGUUGCCACCGCCCGCGCUCGCGCUGCCUCGCGUCCCGGUCACCAGUCAGCACAGAAGUUCAGAAGACAAACACGCGCCCUUCCACAAUGUCCUAUAGACGAGAGCUGGAGAAAUACCGAGACCUGGAUGAAGAUGAAAUCCUGGGGUCCCUCACGGAGGAGGAGCUCAGGACGCUGGAAAAUGAGCUGGAUGAACUAGAUCCUGAUAAUGCACUGCUCCCCGCAGGCCUGAGGCAGAAGGAUCAGACCACCAAGGCGCCCACAGGCCCCUUUAAAAGAGAGGAGCUUUUGGAUCACUUGGAAAAGCAAGCAAAGGAAUUUAAAGACCGAGAAGACCUGGUUCCCUACACAGGGGAGAAACGAGGAAAGAUCUGGGUCCCUAAGCAGAAGCCAAUGGAUCCCGUGCUGGAGAGUGUGACACUGGAGCCAGAGCUGGAGGAAGCCUUAGCCAACGCCUCGGAUGCAGAACUGUGUGACAUUGCAGCUAUCCUGGGCAUGCACACGCUCAUGAGCAACCAGCAAUAUUACCAGGCCUUGGGCAGCAGCUCCAUUGUGAACAAGGAAGGUCUCAACAGUGUGAUUAAACCCACACAGUACAAGCCUGUGCCUGAUGAAGAACCAAAUUCAACAGAUGUAGAGGAAACACUGGAGCGGAUAAAGAACAAUGACCCAGAACUUGAAGAGGUUAAUCUCAACAAUAUCCGGAAUAUCCCCAUACCCACCCUCAAGGCGUAUGCGGAAGCCCUGAAAGAGAACUCCCACGUGAAGAAGUUCAGCAUCGUGGGGACCCGUAGCAAUGACCCUGUGGCGUUUGCUCUUGCUGAAAUGCUGAAGGUGAACAAGGUGUUGAAGACGCUGAAUGUGGAAUCCAACUUCAUUUCUGGAGCUGGGAUCCUGCGCCUGGUGGAAGCUCUCCCACACAACACUUCUCUGGUGGAACUGAAAAUCGAUAACCAGAGCCAGCCCUUGGGCAACAAAGUGGAAAUGGAGAUUGUGAACAUGUUGGAGAAAAACACAACGCUUCUCAAAUUUGGCUACCACUUUACCCAGCAGGGGCCCCGGCUGCGGGCAUCCAAUGCCAUGAUGAACAACAAUGACCUUGUGAGGAAGAGGAGGCUGGCAGACCUGACGGGACCCAUCAUUCCCAAGUGCCGUAGUGGUGUCUAGUGUGCAGAGGAAGCCCACGCCUGUGAACUGGACGUGUUCUACGGAUGAUCUGUGUUCCCCAGUGGAGACCAGGAGGCAAAUGCUGGCGUGGAACUCUUGUGGUUCAGUUUUUUGUGCACUAAGGUUUAGGUUAACUAGUGACUGUAGUUGGACCUUUUAUAAAAUAUGGUCAAUGUGAAGUUUUCUUUA
Molecule: messenger RNA, 1402 nt
Organism: Peromyscus eremicus (cactus mouse)
Lineage: Eukaryota; Metazoa; Chordata; Mammalia; Rodentia; Cricetidae
Gene: Tmod1
Product: tropomodulin 1
Exons: 10
Coding region: 134-1213 (359 amino acids)
Biological process (GO): muscle contraction; myofibril assembly; pointed-end actin filament capping
Cellular component (GO): striated muscle thin filament; myofibril
Molecular function (GO): tropomyosin binding
Source: RefSeq, a predicted model, not a curated record